Messenger RNA from Setaria italica (foxtail millet), 5410 nucleotides. RefSeq lists its product as uncharacterized. NCBI's taxonomy places the organism in Eukaryota, Viridiplantae, Streptophyta, Magnoliopsida, Poales, Poaceae. The transcript has a single exon. The record is from RefSeq and is a predicted model, not a curated record. Bases 3667 to 4683 code for a protein of 338 amino acids.
UGCUAAAUCCUUUGCUUUGCUUCAAAAUGGGCUGAUGCUUAGCGAAACUGCCUUGCCACAGAAUUUAUCUCCCUUUUACACGCGUCGCCGAAACUGCAUUUCGUUUUCGAGACUUGGCUGCUUGCAUCACGACAAGUCAAUCCUUCCACGGGUAGAGUAGAAAACUUAAGCUUAGAAUCCUUUACAUUAACUUAACUGAUGAGCACGAAAUCAGGUUUGACGAGACCAGAGACCCGCAACCGCCGCUGGCCUCUUGCUACCCGACAAAACGCGGUAUCGUAGUACGCACCCUCGGUUAAUAGCAGAAGGAAACAAAAGAAAUACAGUAUGCUGCUGGCAGUACAGUCCCGGCGUCCAGACGUCCUGUCCAGCUGCACAUUCAGGACUGUAGGAGUAACUCGCAUCUGCAGUUUCAGAAAGGGAGGCGCGCACAUGGCGACCCUUAACUACGCGCGCUGCUGCGGUGCCACUGUGUACAGCCUUCCGACCCGCCUCCGGCGCGGCGCUGAUGAAACUCUGAGUGGAAGAAAUGACCUCGUCGUGGCCCGCCCAUGUCGUCGUACCUCGGCAAGCGUGGUGUCCUAGGAGAUCUAGCCGCGCUGCUCUGCGAGAGCGCAGCAAUGGCAGGGGCGCUGCUGCUGCUGCUGCUGCAGGGGAUUCAGGGAGGUGGCGGCGGUUCUUCCGCUGACACCGACUAUGAUACGCCCAGCUUUUUCUCCUGGCGGCGAAAUCAUUUGGACGAGGAGCGCAUGCAUCCUUUCCUCGCCAGAGUAUUGGUUCGACCUCAGCUCCAGGCAAUGGUAGUGUGUCCGUUCCUAUGGCAAGCUGACACAGGCUCCCGCUGGCCACGCCCAUGCUUGCGGUUUUCUAAUUCCUGAAGUGGAUGGAAUCGUUUUUCGAAAAAAAGAAGUGGAUGGAAUCUUCCCCCUUUUGUUUUACCAGAGAGAGAGAGAGAUUGAUCAUCCUGGCUCUCUUCCUCUCUCGUCCGUCGCCCCCUGCCCCUUCGUCCAAACCUAAAGCCAUGACCAGGUCUUGGCGGCCAACCUACGCGAUGCAGCCUCCAUAGCUGCAUUGCUGUCCAAUGCCGAGCGCAUCAAACGGACGAGAUGCGUGCUCCUUCAUUUCUGUCGUUGUACCGUGCUAGCUAGGCUUGUAGCAGUAAAUCACAGGACGGCUGCAACAUCCAACGAUCAGUCGAUCACAUUAGAGCCUAUCAGAAUUCAAACCAGUUGCGAGAGAGACGACGAAAACCACAUGAAAAAAGAAUGGGAGCCGUCGCUCCGCCGCCUGCUAAUCAUGCCCUAAUCUUUCGGUUAGCGACGUCCAAUUCGUUCUAGAAAACCGAGACAUGUCGCCGUUUCCAUCAUCCAUCAUGCACUGAUGGCGAACUGGAUCCUUUCAUGAACACAAAAGCCCUCUUUCCACAUAGAAAGCUACUGGUUUCCCCACAUCAAAAAGAGUUCACACGCAGUUCCCUGUUGGCGGUGUGGACCUACGCUAACGGCAUUAAAAUGGGGCCUGCUUUGCUUAACCACCGGAUGCUCACUAAACAUCGAGGAAGCGUGCAGCUUGGUCGCCGCAAUUAUCAUCAUCGUGUCUUCCAGGUUAGGGUCGUCUAACCUGCAAUGAUUUGGGGACAGGGACGACACGGCAGGUUGCGCUCUGCUAGCUCCUGCGUAGUAGUACGCGCAUAUUUAAUUGCUGUCUGAUGUGCGCCACAGUAGGACUGAUGGCGACACAAAUCCGAUUGGUUAUUCAUCCUGUUAGGAUUCGACCGUACUCGCGCAUGCUUGUCCCCCCACUUCUUCGAGGUAAUGGUAGCAAUUGGAAAAUUAGUGCAAAUUAAAGUAGCAUUUGGAGUAGUAAAAAUAACAAAUUUAACUCAAGCAAGAGGUUACCCUUUUAUUAAAGUAAUUAGAGCAACACUUAACUCGUGAAUUCCACUCAGCCAUGGAGUUUUGAAACGUCGGGACUUUGGAUUCCUAGAGCUGAAAGCUUCGAUGGAUAGAAUUAUAGAAACAUCAAGUGAGCAUUUUUAGUAAGGAAAAUGUGUGGAGAUGGUAAUGGAAUUUGGCAUUUCCUUAUCUAUCAGUGAGCAUUAUUCACUACUUAGCUUAUAAUUAGCAAACAAUUUGGUUUUCUAAAACCACCCCUUUAAGAACAACAAACUUUGAAUUCCAAUGUAAAAACAAUAUUUAAUUUAAAUUGAUGUUCAGUUUGCACUAAUGAUUUGAAUUUCAUGUUGAGAAUUGCACUCGUUAAGAAACAGACACGGGUGUGCCCGUGGAUUUUUUUAAGUUGUGAUUUUGAAUUCUAAUAGCCAAAAGUUUCGACAAGUACAAAUAUCUAGUUGAAUAGCAGAAAACUAGGGGGACCAAAAUCAUCUCCAUUUCUUAGAAUUUGUGAAGAUCAAGUUUGCCCAACUACAGUUUGGUCAAACUCUUGAUCCGCCAGAUCCUGUGAUGCUACAUUUUAGCCGACUAGUCAAGCUUAGGCACUUGAUCAGUGGGGUGAUGCGAUGCACAGUGGCAGACAAAACCCACAGCAGAUCAGAUACUACCAGAUCCCUCCUACUCCGACAUGUCUCGCUCGUGCCCUCCUCCUUCCUCUCCAGCUACUUCACCCUGCGGACAUACGUUGUCAAGAUCGAUGACUCACCGUCCAAUAGAAGAACAACCGAACGAAAAGGAAAAAAAAAGAAUCAUUUUCCAACACAUUUUUCUUGAAGUACUGAAUCGGAGCCCGAGGGCCAGGGCAUUAUCCGCGCCUGUCCUUGGCAUCAUCUGUGCAGUACUUUGGCCACUGCCCACUAGAAAGUAGAAAUCCAUCCAUCCAUGGUCCAUGACCCAUCCAGCAAGCACCAAGGGGACGACGCCGUGCAGAGCAGCCGGGACCCAAGCCCUUGAAUGAGGCAAAGCUCUGCGCAAAAUCUUAAGUGAAACGGAGCUAAAGCCCGGCAAUUCACUCCGCGCCGGGCCCGCCCUGCCUGCGUCAGGCACUCAGGCCGGGCGGGAGCCCGGCCGGCCGGAGGCCGGAGAUCAGAUUGAGAGAUCCACGGCACGCCACGCCAUGGCGGGGUGGCCUCGCCAGCAUAUCGUCGGCCAGUCGGGCGCUGAUGGGCGCUACAGAUCCCGGCUGUACCCGUCCAACGUGUCCGCACAGUGCCCCUGGACCAGGACGAAAAGCUCCCUGGCCCCCGACGCCGGGCAUGCCGUGUCCUCCGAAAGCAGAGGAGGGAGCAGAACAGAGAGCAGAGGGCAGGAGCAGGACUACAGGGUGAACUGGUAGCGGGCGCCUGCCUACCAUAGCUUCUGCAGGAGUGACUGCCUUGGUCCCUUGGAGGCCCGUAAACCGUUGCCGGUUGCUCGCGAGCUGUCCACACUUCUGAUCUGUCACGGACUCGUUUAACACAUUGGCUUCGAGUUCUGCACUGCAGGUGUGUUAUGGCUUGCAUCUGAGAUCAAGUGUUUUCUUGCUGUACGCGGCGCUUGUUCGGCAGGAGAGUGAUAGAGUCCUGAACUAUAAGGUGUAGUGUAGGAGUUGUUCCGUCUUGGGUCUCGGCGGUCUGGUGUCUGGUCUACUCGAGGUCUCGAGCCCAAGCCACCACUUGACGCCUCGCCAUCCGCCAAAACCUUCCAUUUAUGGAGGGGUUUGCACAUUGCUCGCAUGUGUCCAUGCCCGGGUCUCAGCUCGCAACAUGUGGCGGCGUUCCCGGCCCGCCACUGUGCCGGAAAACGACGCCUUUUCCCCUCCGUCCGCGCAGUCCACCACCGCGCCACUCUACUUAAUUUACUGCCUCCGUUUACUCGCCACAGCCAGCGCCCGCUACCCCUCGAAACCGCAAAGCCCGCUGCGAAUUUGUUGUGGUGUGAUGCGGUGACGCCAUGGCCGUCCGUCUGGCCGGGUUUUCUCCAGUUGUUCUUCAGCUCACGGCGCUCGCUCCUACUCCCCGUCAUGGACAGGCUGCAGCGGCAUCGGCAUGAGGAGGUGACCGCCGGAGGCGCCGGGGCUCGUCGCGGCGGCGGUGACGGUAGCGCGAUGUCGGCGAGCCGGCGCGGGCGGUUCUACCACCACGACGGGCACGGCGGCGGCGGCGACGGGUGCGGGCCGGCGGCCGCGACCGUCCCGGUGGUGGACCAGGCGGACUGCACGGCGCAGACGUGCCGGUCCUGCGUGGCGGUGACUCUGGCGGACGUCAUCGCGCUCGGGUGCUGCCCGUGCGCCGUGGUCAGCCUGCUGGGGCUGGCCUUCGUCAAGGCCCCGCUCGCCGUGGCGCGCCGCUGCCUGCGCCGCCUGCGGCGGCGCCACGGCGAGCUGCGGCACAAGAAGCGGGUGCGCGACAUGAACCCCGCCGCCAAGGCCAAAUGCCGCGCCGGCGCCGGCCGCGGGGCGCUCGAGGCGCUGGAGCUGGACGCCUUCGCCGCCGCGGCGAAAGGCGUCGGGGGCUUGGAGACGGACGCCCGCGACGAGGCGGCGACGCGGGCCGCGCAGGCGAGCAACUCGUCGUCGGGCAGGCUCGACGCCGAGAAGAUGUGGAUGGAGAUGUACCGGGUGGGGCACUGGGGGUUCGGCCGCCUGUCCAUCUCCAUGACCCCGCCCCCGCCCGCGAGGCCCGGCUGCGCGGCCGCAGCCCGCAGCGCCGACGGCGGGAGGAAGGACGCGGACCUGUGGUGCGACUCGUGACAGGCGAGAAACCAUCCGCGCCGUCCCACACUCCGCUGCGCGUUCUCCCUCUCUGAAAGGUUUGCCGCCGGACGAGCACGGCCGCAGCCACGGUUGGUGCAUGCCGUCGCGGGCGGACAGCGCCGUGGCAAUGCCGGGAGCUCGGGAAGCAGAUGCUCUGACUCUGCACGGUAAAGUCAAGAGUCCAUGGUCCGUGACCGUUUCUUCGAGGGGAAUCGGCCGCCGGGGGGAAUCCUUGGUAAAAUCGCCAUGAUUGGAGCCGGGCAUGGGGAUUGCUGCUUGAUUCGCGCGGCCUUGGCGGCAAGCUCGCCGCGUCGCGUGCGCCGCGCAGCCCCAAACGAACAAUUCAGUGCACAGCGGCAAACCCGGAGGACCUGCUUCUGCAGACUGCAGUUCCGCUUGGUGGUCUGAUCGUCUCCAAGUGGCUCUGUUCCAUCCAUUUUCUUCUUCAUCAUCUUCUUCUUCUGGUUCUGUGAGCUCGGCCUGUAUUUCUACAAGCUGUACAUAAUUUUAGCGGCCGGGUUCUCCAGGUUGCUGGUUUUUGGCGGUCGUCUAUGUACAUAACCGUUUUCUUUUUCUCAGAAAGAUUGUACAUCCUUGGCUCGAAUCGGAUCAGACGGUUUGCUGAAGGCAGGUGCAUCCGAUUCACACCCGAUCACUACCGCCUGACCAAGCGCGCGCGUGCAAAUUUUUGUCGGUUGCAAAUAACCACCACGAGGAACUGACA